Molecule: messenger RNA, 159 nt
Organism: Priceomyces carsonii
Lineage: Eukaryota; Fungi; Ascomycota; Pichiomycetes; Serinales; Debaryomycetaceae
Exons: 1
Coding region: 1-159 (52 amino acids)
Source: RefSeq, a predicted model, not a curated record
AUGGUUCUGUGGUCUAGUUGGUUAUGGCAUCUGCUUAACACGCAGAACGUCCCCAGUUCGAUCCUGGGCAGAAUCAUUUUUUUUUUUUUAGUAUCAUUCAGUAUAAUUCUAUUCAAAUGCUUCUUCCUUUGCUCCCUAAGUCUCGAGUCUUGGGUAUAA